Molecule: messenger RNA, 6062 nt
Organism: Talpa occidentalis (Iberian mole)
Lineage: Eukaryota; Metazoa; Chordata; Mammalia; Eulipotyphla; Talpidae
Gene: FANCC
Product: FA complementation group C
Exons: 19
Coding region: 660-2342 (560 amino acids)
Biological process (GO): nucleotide-excision repair; interstrand cross-link repair; cellular response to oxidative stress
Cellular component (GO): Fanconi anaemia nuclear complex
Source: RefSeq, a predicted model, not a curated record
ACUGCGGCAACGUGUGCGCGCGCGGCUCCAAGGCCGAGCGACCGCGGGAAAAUUCCAAAAAAGUCAAAACCAAACAAAAACCCAGAACGAGGCAAAGCCCAGCUUGAAAGCCACAGAGCCAGGCAGCAGCUCCUCUCCCGCCACUGCCCAAACUGCUGAAGCAGCUCUGACGCGGACCACCCGAUACUGCAUUCUUUGUAAGACCUUCUACCACCAAAAAGAUGAUUACUUGCUGAAGACCCAGGUGACAGUAGAACUUUUUUAGCAAUAAACUUAUUUUCAAAUUAAGAUAAUGGCAAGUCAGUGACCAUAUUGUGUGACAGAUGUUCUUUCAUCUUCUCGUGAUGGUGGUCUGCUAAUUGAAGAUACUACUGGGCAAAUGAUAAAAUCUGAUAAUACAACCCUAAGUACUUCAGAGAAGAUGCAGUAGAAUGAAAUAAAUACGUGGUAGAGAAACUUAUUAAAGGAGAAAUAUCAAUAUUAACACGUGCGGAUCUUGUUGAAUGCUCAUAUUAGCAACUGAAAUAUAAAGGGAAAAUUUUAAGACAUUUGCACAUUGAUGGACAAGAAUGGACUACAUGAUUUAAUAUAUGAUGACCUUUAACUACAGUGUUUGACAGGCUGCUGUGAACGUGUAUCACCUUUUCCCUUUUAAUGAGAUGGCCAAAGAUUCAUCAGGCUUUUCUUCUGAUUAUCAGUUUUGGAUGCAGAAACUUUCUAUAUGGGACCAAGCCUCCACUUUGGAAACCCAGCAAGACACCUGCCUUCAUCUGCCUAAAUUCCAGGAAUUCCUGAAGCAGAUGUUUGAAACCUUAAAAGAUAUGGAUUCAAAUACAAUCAUUGGAAAAUUCCCCACAAUUGGUCAACUGUUGGCAAAAACUUGCUGGAAUCCUUUUAUCUUAGCACAUGAUGAAAGCCAAAAAAUUCUAAUAUGGUGCUUAUGUUGUCUGGUUAACAAAGAACCACAGAAUUCUGCAGAAUUGAAACUUAACUCUGGGACACAGGGGUUGUUGGCACAUGUGCUUUCAACAUCCAGAUUUGAUAUAAAAGAAGCUGGUGUUUUCACUCAACAUCUUGGGUAUACACCUGCAGAUUACUAUCCUGGUUUGCUUAAAAAUAUGGUUUUAUCAUUAGUGUCUGAACUCAAAGACAAUCAUCUUAAUGGAUUUAACACUCAAAAGAGAAUGAUUCCGGAGCAAGUAAGGUCCCUGUCACAAGUUUGUAUCCCACUUAUUACUCUGCCAGAUUUUGAACCACUGGUGGAGGCACUCCUGACCUGCCAUGGACAUGAGCCUCAGGAAAUACUCUGUCGUGAGUUCUUUGAUGCUGUGACUGAAGCCCUAUUGCUGAAGAAAAUUUCUCUCCCCACAUCUGCUGUCCUCUGCCUCUGGCUUCGGCACCUUCCAAGCCUUGAAAAAGCAAUGCUGCAUCUUUUUGAAAAGCUAUUCUCGGAUGAGAGAAAUGUUCUGAGAAGGAUCAAAUGCUUUAUGAAAGAUUCAUUGCUGCCUGAAGCAGCCUGUCACCCUGCUGUAUUCAGAAUUAUUGAUGAAAUAUUCAGGUCUGUCCUCCUGGAAACCGAUGGUGCCUCAGAAGUUCUAGCCACUAUUCAGGUGUUCACAUGGUGCUUUGUAGAAGCUCUGGAAAAAGAAAACAAGCAGCUUAAGUUUGCAUUCAGGACCUACUUUCCUUAUGCUUCUCCAUCUCUUGUCAUGGUGCUACUCCAGUAUCCAAAAGAUACCCCGCAGGCGCUUUGGCUCCAGCCGCUGAAACACAUUUCUGACCUGCUCAGAGAAAUAGUUGAAGAACAGUCUCAUGGGUCCUACGGAGGCCCCUUUGAGAACUGGUUUUUGUUCAUUCACUUUGGAGGAUGGGCUGAUAUUGCGGCUGAGCAGUUGGUGAUGUCAGAAGCUGAACCCCCCGAGGCCCUGCUGUGGCUCUUGGCAUUCAACUACAGCCCAUGUGACGGGAGUCAGCAGAGAGCACAGACCAUGAUGGAGGUGAAAGCAGUCCUUAGCCGUCUUGUGAAGCUGUUCAGAAGUCCUGUCCUCUCAGUCAGCGAGGUGCAGGCAGCAGCUGGAGAGAGCAGAGACGGGGUCCCCAGACUGCCCACGUGUCGACAGCUGAUCCGGCACCUCCUCCUGAACUUCUUGCUCUGGGCCCCUGGAGGCCGCUUGAUUGCGCAGGAAGUCAUCACCCUCAUGGCUCACACCGAUGCGAUAACCCAUGAGAUUAUUGGCUUUCUCGACCAGACCAUAAACAGAUGGGAUCAUCUUUCUGUGGAAGCACCUGAGUCAAGAAAACUAGCCAGAGAGCUUCUUAUAGCCCUGCGUGGGCAAGUGUAGCCCAGGAAGGUAUAGCUGCCAUGCCUUGCCGAGGCCACAAGACGAAAUAAUGAGAUGGCCUCUUAUAGCCACAAGUCAGUGGAAUGAGAGCCUCUCUGAGUUCUGAGAAUAAGCCAGAGGUCUCUUCUGGACACCUGGGAGUAGGUAUUUUACAGUGUGCGAAGAUUUGUUAAAAACUAAGAUUUCUUCCUUAAUGACAUGAUUAUUCCUUCAGAUCCCCUGUACCUACUCAGCCCAGGAAGUUAAUCAGAGAAUCAUGAGAGAAAAGGCUUGGAUGAAAGAACAGACUGUUAUUUCCCUUUUCCCUCAUAUCAAGUCAAGAUGUCCAAUUACUAUUUGAAUGUUUCAAAGUCUUUGGAUCAAGACAUUUAGAAAGCAAUCAAUUUAGAAAGCAGCUUAGCCCUUUUCCAUAGAUUUCUUAAGAAAUCAGGAAAUUGUCACUAAUUCUUUUAACCACAGGGAUUUCUCUAUGAGAUUCGUCAUCAGGAGAGUCAGGAUCCCUCAAGUUUCCCUUGAGCUCUCUUCUGAACAGCCAAGGAGAAAUAGCCUAGUGACAAGUGGGGGUGACAGGCCCCCACUUAUAUAUCAGGCACAUGCACUAGCCCUGCCGUGGAGAGCAACCCAGAAUAGCACUGACAUCAAGCCAGUCCUGGAACUGAUUUUGCUUUAUACUCUAGACUGCUACCAAAUAAGCUCAUGUUACUUCCUGACUGACAGGAGCAGGAAUAGGACGUGUUCAGGAAACAUUAAAAGAGAUGAUUUAUCAGUUGUCUCAUGAACUGAAAUGAGAUUUGGAAAUUUUCAGUAAAGACUUGGUAAUCCCAAGGUUAAUACUUAGUUUGUAUCAGUUGAACAUAAUUUUUUUCCUUUCAGGCUCAUUCUUCUAUUGAUGGUAUGCUCUUUUGUGUAUAUUCUUUUUGUCAAGUGAGUUAAGACUUUUAUGUCCCCUUCAGUUUAAGUGUUAGUAAUUUCUGAAUCUUCCUCAGGUUUAGCUCCUGUUUGAGGUAUGAGUAAAGUUUGGUUGGAUUAUAGCGGGAGCUUUUAGGGGAAUUACUGGUUUCGGUGUUAUGGCCGUGCUUAUGGCUCUACCUGAAGAUGCGGAUAAUUCCAAGAACUUUUCACCUUUUGGGCUGUCUUUUGAGAAGUUACAGUAUGAAAGGUGUACUGAUAGUUUGUUGCAGCUACCAUCCAUCCCCAUUACCACUUUCAUAUGCUUCACUGGAGUUGAGAACAUCUCCCCUGUGUUGAUCUUUGCUAUGGAAGCUGUGACCAACCUAUAUGGACAUGAAGAACAGGGCACAUUUUGGUUGCAGGGAGAGACCCCUAAAGCAGGUACCCAUGAUUCAGACCUCUCUGUGGAGGGUGUGCCCAUGUGGAAAUCAUUCACACUGUACAUCACAACAAACAGUGAAAACAAUAUGGUGGCCUCACCUUAGAGUGCUGAAGCUCCAUUUCCGGAAGAUUUCUUCCUGACAUGACUUGACUUCAACUUGUUUGCAGUAGUUCCCAUUUCCUUACAAAGCCCUUAAGCUCUCCCAGGCUUUCAACAUCUAAGCCUACGGAACUUUAGUCUUCAUCCCAGUGAAUUCCCAGCAGCCAGGUAGUUCCUAUGACUUACGUGACCCCUCACUGUCCAUGCAGACUUCUAUCAAGGGGCUGCAGGCACUGGUUUGCUUACUGAUUGGACUUUCUCCCCUUGUAUUUUCCCACCUUGAUAAAAGAGAGUGGUGCUCAACCAAUGGGCAAAAAAAAUGAAAGUGUCACCAGAGAAAGCUGUCCCCUAAAUGAGAUGAGCAGCUACACAGCCUGCCACUGGCCCUUAGUACGAGCACAUGCUAACUCCAUAGAAGAGUUUACUCCAUCACAUUCCCUUCAUUCUUGUGAGGGCUGAGGAAUCCCCCACAAGGCCAGAUGGAGGGCAGUGCAUUGGGGAAGUGGAAGCAACAUUCUUAAAAAAUCAAAAGAGACAGAUACCUGCACUUCCUUGACUCCUGAGUGAUCCCACACCCAGACCCUGGUCAGGGCAGAAGUAUCAAUAUUUAUAAACUACCUCCUUUCCAUCUUGGUAUUUUAGGAAAGUUGAACACAUGAGUUUAGUUUUUUGAAAGAAAUGCAAAGUGGGGGAGUCCUGCUAAAAAAAUGGGCCCUGAUGAAAAUACAUCAAGGCACUGGGGGAAGAGCCGGGAAGGCCAUCAAGGCCACUGAGUCUUCCCCCACUGGAAAACCCAGAGCACCCAGUGGGGCUGCGUGUCAGGCGGGGCUGUAUCUAGGAUUUGCCAUAGCAGGUUCUUAUCAACACACGGUGCCUGUGCUAGGUUCAACCAGCAGAACAGCCAGUGAACAGUGGCUUCAGCAACGAUGACACCUGAUGGUCUUGGAUGCAGAAACCCAGAAAGCUGGCUAAUUAAGUCACACAGCAGCCUCAUGCCCUGGGUUGACUUCACUAAGGUCACCUGGCUUUCCUCUCUGAGGUUGAAAGAACACUGCCAAGUUCAGGCUUUGCCAACAGCAUCCAAUAGAAUGAAAAGAACAACUGAGUCCCCCUUGUCACCCCCUACUCUGCCCCGCGGCAUGUUGGCUGAACUGCCCAUAGCAGAGUUGGCGUCCUGCCUCCCUGACAGGCCAAGGCCAGAAUGUUAAUGAGGCUGGAGCUUCAGGCCUUUCUCUGCCUGGCUCUUUCCAAGACCCUGGAGAAGCCCCUAGUAAGGCAUGCCCGCGGUCAUUUGUUAAAUUUGUAAGAAGAAUUUUAACUGCAACUGCAAAGAUAAGUCUCUGUGCCCUCCUCCCACCUGCCUUCACAUUGGGUGUCACAGGGCAGCCAUAAGCACCCCCAGGAUCUGACUGAGGAAUCUGAAUGCACAGUGGUUUGGCCUGCAUUUCCUCGGGCGCCCGUGUAGCUCACCGUCAUGUCAGAGCCCAGUGCGGUGACUGCAGCACCCGGCAAAGCCACCGCUCCCAGAACAAAGCUGCAGGGCCAGUGACUGUGGCACCACAGAAGCAUGGCUUGUGCCCCCCACCCCGAGGAAUGUGGGGUGUGCGAGAGAUAAUGCAGGGACUGAGGGGAAAUCCUUCCAAAUCAUACAGCUGGUGGCUGGGAUGAACUUGACAGAGGUUUUCAAGAGAUCUGAUAGCAAUACACAGAUUUUACAUUGCCAAAAAAGGCUGUGAAGUGGAGACAUUUUUCUAAAGUCUCAAUAAGUUUUUGCUAAAGUGCAAUUAUUUUUCUCUUCCUUCUGUAGAAAAUAUGUAAAAGCAACGAACAAGAAACUAUAUAUAUUUUUUAUAUAUAUAAAAUCACUGUCUUAAAAAAGGGGGGUCAAAAAGGAAAGAACCCAAAACUAGAGGGAAGAAAGGCCUAUCACCCUAAUGCACACAGACAUUAUGACACUUGUGGAAAUUUAGCUUUUUUAAUUUUGUCAUUUAAUGUUUUUUCAUUCUAAAUAAAAAGUCAUGUUGCACCUAAUUUUGUAUUCACAUUAAAUAUUACCUUUCUCAUAAAAAGCUUCCAUCUACUCCCCAGUUAUGGAAACUGCAGAUCAUACAAAACCUAGAUCAUCUGCCUCUAGAAAAGAUCAAUGAUAGGUGAUCUGUGGCCUGGGGCUCUUGCCAUCAGAUACCUAACAACUGAGGCUCCAUUUCCACAGAGGGGGUGACCAUAGGGGAGACAGUCAACAGGGCAGUCUCCAAUGCAUUAUAUACCAAAUGAAAUGCUACACACAC